This is a messenger RNA of Corythoichthys intestinalis (scribbled pipefish), 1940 nucleotides long. It is a transcript of the gene pstk, whose product is annotated as L-seryl-tRNA(Sec) kinase. NCBI's taxonomy places the organism in Eukaryota, Metazoa, Chordata, Actinopteri, Syngnathiformes, Syngnathidae. The record is from RefSeq and is a predicted model, not a curated record. Bases 91 to 1158 code for a protein of 355 amino acids. Gene Ontology annotation, molecular function: tRNA binding; kinase activity. The transcript is spliced from 6 exons.
UACUUCCGCGAAGGCGGAAGUGAACUGUCUGCCAAGGUAAAACAAACAUGGCCGCGGUAGCAUCGUAAACGAUGGUUUUGAGGCGACUGUAUGGCAACAGCGGCCGAACUCGAGCACGGCGACAGGGCUCGAGGCUGUCUGUGUGUCCUCUGCGGUCUCCCCGCCGCGGGGAAGUCCUCGCUGUCCCGUAGCAUUUGUCUCGCCGCUGGUAGACAAGGUUGGAGAGCCGCUGUGCUACAGUACGAUGAGCUGAUCCCGGAUCAGGCUUUUCACGCAAGGGAGGGACUUCCAGACGAGGAAACUACGUCACAAGAAUCGCGCACAGAUUGGAAAUUUCACCGCAAUGCGGUGUUGAAGAGCAUUGAGCAGUUCCUGGAAAAACAGGAAAUAACGCUCAAGCCUUUAGGCAACGGCAGCAUCGAUGGGCCUACGUGGGAACACACCGUCAGCGCUCCCCUGACGCUCGAACACACUCGGGCUGAUACAGAGCCACUUUUGUUUCUGUUGGAUGAUAACUUCUACUAUCCAAGCAUGAGAUAUGAGGUCUUCCAGCUGGCUAGAAAAUAUUCACUGGGUUUUUGCCAGGUGUACGCGCAGUGCGCCGUCGAGCUGUGCCUCAGCCGGAAUGAGAACAGGCCUGGUCCCGUCACAGCCGAGGUGAUCAUGGAGAUGGCAAAACGUCUGGAAUCUCCAAAUUCAAAGAAAAACCAGUGGGAGGCAAAGAGUGUCACAGUGGACACCUCAGAGAAUGUUUCAGAAUGUGAAAUUCAGAAAGUAAUGGAGUUGAUCUCAUCUGCACUCAGUGAGCCGUUGAGUCCAGUUGAGGAGGAUGAAGAAUUCAAGGAGGCAGACCGCCAAAGAUGCGCCGCCAGCAUCAUUCACCAGGCUGACCAGGCCUGUCGCCGUCUCAUAUCCGAGACCAUGAAAAAAGCCAAAGAAACUGGCGUCUCCUGUCAAAACAUGAGGUCUUUGGCCACUCAUCUGAACGAAUCUAAAGCACAAUUUCUCCAAAAGCUGCGCGCACAAGUUCUGCAAAACCCAAACUUAUAUCAAGAAGCCAUGGAUGUGGAUCAUGUGGUGAAGACGGCGUUAGCACGUUUUGACACUGAAAGACAAGAAAUCCUGUUGAAAAUAUUCCAAAACCAUUUAAUCAUUUAAUUGAUGGAUCUGUUGAAUGAGGCAUUUAUUGUAUGAGAUUGUUUAAAUGUACAUUAUCUAAAUAAUAUAAGGAAUCAAAAUUAGGAAUUUAAUAUUUUGUCCAGAACACACAGGUUUUAAGUCUUCAUUUGAAUUAAUGGUUUGAAUCUCUCCUUUAUACUGCUUCAUUUGUAAAACAAUGGACUGUCAAUUUAAAAAAAAAUCUUAUAAGAUUUAUACAUACUAUAAAAGCAAAAAAAAUACAGGCACAAUUCAAAUGAAAACAAACUCCGCCAAGAUACAAAUCUAUGUAAAAUACUGUUUUGUGUUUCAUGUGCAGCUGCCAGUGUAAAACUACAUUCUGCUAUUUCCUCACAUUAGUCACCAGCAUUUUUGUACAGUACGUAAUUGAGGUGAGGCAUCAUGACUGACAUCUGCUGGAGCAUAUGCCACCAUUUGUGGACUAAAUAAGCUCAAAACAUUAAAUAAAAAUGAACCACAAAGUGAUACACAUUACCUAAAUGUUGUCAUUUUGGAGAGUCAACACAAAAAUAUAAUCACAGAAAAACAAAUAUAAUCAAAACGAAUCCCAAAUAUCACCCCCUACAGUACACUACUCACAAAAAGUAACAAUAUUAGGCUUUCGGGUGAAAUUUCUUGAUGAAUCUUAAAUGCACAAUUGACUUCUUAAAUAAAAUCCUUCAAGUAACACAUUUAAAUACAGUGGAACAACAUAUAGGCAGACUAACAAUACUCACAGGCAUGUAUUCUUAACCUCUUCAUUAAAUGACUACUGCACUUUA